AUGUCUCAAAAGCGGACAUCUGUUGUUACCCUCCCGGAGGUUGAUUUGGCGCUUACGCAGUGGAUCAUUCAGAGGUUACAUCAGAACGUUCGUCUUACUGGGGAGGUUAUAUGCGCCAAGGGGCGCUACUUUUGUCAGAUGCUAGGCUAUUUGGAUACUCAGCUAAACUUUUCUCAUGGCUGGUUGGACCGUUUCAAAACUCGAUUGGGGCUUUCCUCGUUUACAUUCCACGGAGAUGCUGCCUCUGCAUCUCCAGUACAUAUUGAGGGUGAAAGAAUUCGCUUACGUGAAAUUCUUUCCCUCUAUGCCCCAUGGGAUAUCUACAAUAUUGAUGAGACUGGCCUGUUCUUUCGUCUUGUUCCAAGCCGUGGUUAUGCUACCCGUCAAAUGUCGGGAGUCAAGUCAGACAAGACUCGAAUUACCUACGCGUUUUGUGCGAAUAUGGAUGGCUCAGACAAACGAGUUCCUUUGAUCAUUGGUCGUGCAUGUCGUCCUCGAUGCUUCAAUGGCUCCCACGGCUCCGAUAUGGGAUACAAUUACUUCUGGAAUACCAAGGCUUGGAUGACCAGCCCAAUUUGGAACAUAUUCUUAACCGAGCUUAACGCUGAUAUGCAACACCAGGGGCGGCAUAUUUUGUUAUUAUGCGACAAUGCGCCAUCACACAAACACGACGUAACACACUACUCAAACAUCCGUAUCGAAUUCCUUGCGCCAAAUCUGACGGCAUGGGUUCAGCCAAUGGACGCAGGUAUUAUUCGAUGCUUCAAGGCAAUGUAUAAACGAGAGUUUAUUCGUCUUGCCAUUGCUCGUGACGAACACUCGAUUGCUGAUAUUUAUAAUAUCAGUCAACUACAAGCGAUGGAACUAGCGGAUAGAGCCUGGGCCAUGGUGACUCCUCAAACGAUAGUCAAUUGCUGGCGACAUACGGGGAUUUGUCCUCCCCAACACCUUUUGUUUAUUGAAUACUAUAGCCCAGGAGUGUUGGAUAGUCACCCAAAUACAACGUUGGAGCUCGAGACAGCGCUUCUGGAACAGGCUGCUGGCCUUCCUCACCUUGCUCACAGUCUGUUUCACGAAAUGCUCUCGGUGUUUGACGAAACCCCGCCAACCGAGCACGAGUGGACAGAUCUAGAAAUUGUGGAGCAGAUCAUCGCUGACCGUGAGUACCGAACGGGAAACCACGUCGAAGAUGAAGACAUCGACGCCUGGGGCGCUGAUGAUUUCCGACGCUUGAAUUUUUCACCAGACCAGGCUGGUUGGCAGUAUUAG
Messenger RNA from Rhizoctonia solani, 1269 nucleotides. RefSeq names its product tigger transposable element-derived protein. Gene Ontology annotation, cellular component: nucleus. NCBI's taxonomy places the organism in Eukaryota, Fungi, Basidiomycota, Agaricomycetes, Cantharellales, Ceratobasidiaceae. Gene Ontology annotation, molecular function: DNA binding. The coding region runs from base 1 to 1269 and encodes 422 amino acids. The record is from RefSeq and is a predicted model, not a curated record. The transcript has 2 exons.